GAAGAGAAGAAAUUGAAAGUAACGACGCAUUCACAGUAUUGCUGCCCUGUGCUGCAGAUCUGACCAUCUCAGGAAUAACUGGCAUUCUAACAAAUGAUGGAGGAAAUUUAUAUGAAUGCUGAAUAUGACAAAUUUGACAAUGCAAAAAACUGCACGGGUCCAAGGAAGUAUAAGAGGAGUUUCCAUUCAGGUGUGAUUCUCUGUUUGGGCCUGCUGAGUUUUUUCCUGCUAAUUGGACUCAUCACCCUUGGUGUUUACUUUCGUGAUUCAGCUGCAGAUGUCUCAGCCAAGAGUAGUAAACUUUCUUCCAUGACCGAGGAGAGAGACCUUCUUAAGGCAAAUCUGUCCACUACCGGAAACAAACUUUCUUCCAUGACCGAGGAGAGAGACCUUCUUAAGGAAAAUCUGUCCACUACCAGAAACAAACUUACCUCCAUGACUGAGGAGAGAGACCUUCUUAAGGAAACUCUGUCCACUACCAGAAACAAACUUACCUCCAUGACUGAGGAGAGAGACCUUCUGCAGGCCAACCUCGCUGAAAAGACAAAUGAGUUGGAACGGCUUCAAGAAAAAACGUGUCUCACAGGAUGGACCAUAUUCAGUGGUAGUUGUUAUUUCCCCUCUGUAAGGUCUGGUAUCUGGGGUGAAGCUAGACAGGACUGUAGAGACAAAGGGGCAGAUCUGGUGGUGAUAAAGAACUCUGAAGAACAGAACUUUCUCGCUACAAUCAUCAAUGAUAACACUUGGAUUGGUUUGACUGACCAUGGAACGGAAGGACAGUGGAAAUGGGUAGAUGGAACUCCACUGACUCUGGCGAACUGGGCAAAAAAUGAACCCAACAAUGGAGGCUCACGGCAUGGUGAAGAAGACUGUGUGCAUAUAAGAGCUGCAGACCAGAGGACUUGGAAUGAUAUUUCAUGUACAGCUGCUAUGAAAUGGAUCUGUAAAAAAAUACCAUAACACCAUUUUACAUCGAGACCAUAUAUUUUUACAUGCUUUGAAAUUUUAGCUAUGAUUGUUAUUCUAUUCUGCAUUUCAUUUUAAUGAUGAAUUCUGUUCUCACUGUGUAUAAAUAAGUGCAAAUUUUUAAAUCUGCAAUAUUACAUUAAUGGAAAAAAGAGCCAAUGUUUAUAUUUCUUGUUACAACAUUUAAUCAGCAGCCAGUUUUUAAUUCAGAGAAUCAAACACGUUUAUAAGAAAACAAACAAAGAUUGUAGUUUCUUAAGUGCUGGGGGGAAAAGCCUGCAGACUACUUCAGUUCCUUCAGUUUACUUCACUGGUGUCUGUCAAAAAGGCAACAGUUUCAACAGAGAACAUAAAAGAGUAUGAGAGAAUAUAUUUUAAAAUAAUGUUGAUGAACUGCUGUUUUGCUUUUAAACUGAAAAUCUUUAAAUCUGAUGUUGUUUAUUUUUGUUGUUGUUUAUUUUUGGUAUAACAUUGUCCACAAUCUAGCGCCUCUUGAACAGUUUGAAAUGACAAGAGCUUCCACUAGAGGGUGCUGUUGUGUUAAAUGUUAGUGAACACCAUUUGGAAGAAUGGUUUUUUUUACUUUUCAUAUGGGGAACAUCAUUCUCAAGUCUCUACUGUCAAAAAAGUUAAGGCUUUUCACAUGACAUAACACAGACUCACUUGUGCAAGAGAUGAUAAAAUAAUCAAACCCAUCUCAAUCACAUGUCAGGAUAUAAAGUGAGUCAGCAGCCAGUUCGACUCUGUGUUUAAAGAAUUAAAACCCUUUCACCAUUGUUUUAAGACUUAGACACAAAUGCUUUUAUAGUUUAACCAAAACACUACUGACUGGUAAGCAUACUGCAAAACAUGUAGGUCUAAUGUAGAGCAAAAAAAAAAAAAAAUCAGACACAAAAAUGUAAUGUGCAUUUAUUUUUCAUUUAAUUUCUGAAACAAAAAGUAAAAUGAUAUAUGGUUUGCCUCAUACGUUUUUACGCACAAUAAAAACCCAAUAGCAUGUGCAAGGACUCACUCUGAAGUAGGCAGCUCACAUAAUGAGUAAUAGAAUUAAAAGAAACAUUUCUGAAAACAUAUGAAACAUGGAAGAUGUUAAAAAAUCAAAUUAGCUUCAAGCCUGUCAUUCUAGACUAGGAUCCUGGGCCUUUUCUGGAGUCUUGGGUGUGGGGAAGGGGAACAUUUCUUAUAUUCAGAAAAACAUGUUGAUAAUGACAUUUUUUUUCUUUGUGGGGGCCUCAGAACAGAAUUAAAGGGUGACUUGUGCUACUAGGCUCACAUGUCAUGGCUCAUGUCUCACUAUCAUCUACAGGUUGAGGCAUCUGACAAUUAAUAUUAUUCUAAACCAUCAUUUUCAGUCCGGUCCCCCUUUUCCCCCCCUUGUGUGUGUGUGGGUGCACGUGUGAAGUUGUGACAGCAAUCUUCAUAAUAACCACACCCCUGAACAUGCACCCUGAUGAGACAAGGAAACCAAACAUUCAAGCAAAGGAGUACGCUAGUGUACAUAACACCAGGUAGAGUGAUAACUUGUGCUGUGAGAACAUCUCCACCUCUUUCAAGAUUGCCCAAAUCCCCACCCCCUCCAAAUGCCUUCGAAGCUUAUGUCUUUUAUGUUGUGAGAUGUGAUGAUUCAUGUGCCAUGUGCUGAGGUGCUUUUUUUUUCUGUUCUCAAACUGAUCUCCCUGUUGGAGCUCAGUCUGGGGGGAGUUCUUUUUUUCUCCUCGUCUUUCCGCAUGUUGUGCAUUUUCUAUGGUUUCGGUUCGGGUUGCUGCUCGUGUGGUUGACCGGCCAGUGCUACCUAGCCCAAUGUGAUGUUUGUAUGUCAUAUGUGUUGUCGGCAAGGUAUCGUCUAUCUUAACUGCCCCUUGGGGAUAAAUAAAGUUUUUUGACUUGACUUGA
Messenger RNA from Oreochromis niloticus (Nile tilapia), 2859 nucleotides. RefSeq names its product CD209 antigen-like protein E. Bases 94 to 960 code for a protein of 288 amino acids. The record is from RefSeq and is a predicted model, not a curated record. Lineage: Eukaryota; Metazoa; Chordata; Actinopteri; Cichliformes; Cichlidae. The transcript is spliced from 6 exons.